Messenger RNA from Megachile rotundata (alfalfa leafcutting bee), 3370 nucleotides. It is a transcript of the gene Zw, whose product is annotated as glucose-6-phosphate 1-dehydrogenase Zw. The record is from RefSeq and is a predicted model, not a curated record. Lineage: Eukaryota; Metazoa; Arthropoda; Insecta; Hymenoptera; Megachilidae. Gene Ontology annotation, molecular function: glucose-6-phosphate dehydrogenase activity; NADP binding. Gene Ontology annotation, cellular component: cytosol. Gene Ontology annotation, biological process: glucose metabolic process; pentose-phosphate shunt, oxidative branch.
GACAGCUUGAAAAAUUAAUAAAUUCUUUUUCAACUAAUCGAUACAAAAGAAGUAAUGUUUACUUAUGUAGUAAGUGAAAGUAAAAACUAACAAGAGAUUGGCAGACGAAACUAAGGGAGGCGGGGAACUCGAAGCAACGAGGAUAUUCAUGAAUAAGAAUUUUAAAAUCUCAGUUGAUCGGUUUACGAGCAUAGCAUCGUAUUACAUUUUCAAACUUAACCUCAAUUUUGUAAAAGGAAAUCACAUUGUUGUCUUGGCGGUGCAUGGAACACUCUCCGAAUUGUUCAACGGACCUUUUAUAAAAUAUUUCACAAUAUUUCCACGGAAACAAUCUACAUCAUUGAUUGUUAAAUAUUUUAUUUUCUAAAUUUGUUAACAUUUGUCAUGGACAAAAUGAGAAAAACGUCUACGGAGGAGAGCCUGAACUUCAUCAGGCAAUCAUUAAAAUCGGAGGAAAUGGAUCACCUGGAGGGAACGCAUUUCGAAGAAUCGUGGCCCCACGUAUUCGUCACACUCGGAGCAUCGGGUGAUUUGGCGAAGAAGAAGAUCUACCCGACGCUAUGGUGGCUGUUCAGGGACAAUCUUUUACCAAAAACCACUACUUUCUUCGGUUACGCACGAACUAAUAUGACGGUAAAGCAACUGCGAGAAAAGUGUCACCAAUAUAUGAACGUAAAGCCAGAUCAGGAAGAGAGGUACGAGGAGUUCUGGAGGUUAAAUCAUUACGUGUCUGGCAUGUACGACUCGCAAAAAGGGUUCGAAGUGCUGAACGAGGAGCUGAAGAAACACGAGAAAGGAUACAAGAACACUAACAGACUGUUUUACUUAGCCUUACCGCCGAGUGUCUUUGAAAACGUUACUGUACACAUCAGAAAUGUCUGUAUGGGUGAAAGUGGCUGGACCAGAGUGAUUAUAGAGAAGCCAUUCGGUCGAGAUGCGAUCACAUCACAGCAGUUAUCCGAUCAUUUAGCCUCGCUGUUCACCGAAGAACAGAUAUACCGUAUUGAUCACUACCUGGGAAAGGAGAUGGUUCAAAAUUUGAUGACUCUUCGGUUCGGUAAUCGAAUAUUCAAUCCCACAUGGAACAGGGAGAAUGUAGCGUCCGUGCAGAUUACGUUCAAAGAACCAUUCGGGACGCAGGGAAGAGGUGGAUACUUCGACGAAUUCGGAAUUAUCAGAGACGUGAUGCAGAAUCAUUUGUUGCAAAUUUUAUCGUUGGUCGCUAUGGAGAAACCGGCGUCUUGCCAUCCGGAUGAUAUUCGAGACGAGAAGGUGAAGGUUUUGAAAUGUAUGAAACCUUUGGAACUGGAGAAUGUUGUACUGGGGCAAUAUGUUGGAAAUCCUGAAGCUAGUGAUCCUGAAGCACGUCUGGGUUAUUUGGAUGAUCCCACUGUGCCAGCUGGCUCUAAUACUCCUACGUAUGCUAUGGCUGUGUUGAAGAUUAAUAACGAACGAUGGGAUGGUGUUCCUUUUAUUCUUAGAUGUGGAAAAGCGUUGAAUGAACGUAAGGCAGAAGUUAGAAUACAAUAUCAGGAUGUACCGGGCGACAUAUUCGAUGGGAAAGCAAAGAGAAAUGAAUUGGUAAUUAGAGUACAGCCCGGUGAAGCAUUAUACAUUAAAAUGAUGACGAAAUCGCCUGGUAUUACGUUUGAUAUGGAGGAAACGGAACUAGAUCUUACAUAUGGUCAUAGAUACAAGGAUCUUAAACUUCCCGACGCAUACGAACGUUUAAUCUUGGAUGUAUUUUGCGGCUCGCAAAUGCAUUUUGUGCGAAGUGACGAACUUUCUGAAGCUUGGAGAAUCUUUACGCCUUUACUACAUAGAAUUGAGAAUGAAAAGAUUCAACCUAUUCCUUACACGUAUGGUUCACGUGGACCGAAAGAAGCUGAUAAAAUGGCGCGGACAAACAACUUUGUAUACUCUGGCUCGUACAAAUGGAUAAAACCGUAAUCAUGGCAAUUCCGUAAUAACUAAAUGAUGUGCAUCGAAUAUACAAACCGCAAGAAUCCAUGUUACACUUCUUCAUCUGUGAUCAUAGCAUUCCAUAUUUUUUAUACCGAUAUACAAAGAAUCCUCUAAAAUUUUAUAGGCAUAUACAAGUAAUUUAUACGAUUAAUUUAUUGAACAAUUUAAUUCUGCCACUUUUUGAAACAAUUUUGAAAGUACAAAGCACGUUUUACUGGUUAAAAUGUGUCAAUCGAAUAAUAUACAUACAAGGACGUUUAACAGAACUCAGUGUGCAUAAUUAUAAAUACUUCUGGAUAAAAUGUGAUUGUUGCAUUUGAUUACUUACAUCGUCUCAGGAAAUUACCGUAUAAGAUAAUGUAAAAUAUUUUAAGUGUAUAUAUUUGUACAGUGUACAGAUAAAUUUGUAGAUAGAGCGUUGAGAUAUUUUGCAAACCAUUUAAAAAUUACAACUUAUAUGUAGAUCAUUGUUUUUAUUUGCUUUUGACGGUUUAAACAUGAUGCCAAUCACAUGAAAUACUUUGUACAGUAGAAGAAAUAACAUAAAUUAUGCGAUAUUUUGCUGGAACUAUUUAAAUAUACGUUACAAUACAUUACAAUAAAUAAAUAAGAGAAAGUUGAAUUAUUCAGUUUAUAAUUCACACAAUCUACACUUUACGUUUAUGUUUUUUAAAUGAAAUAAUGUCAUGAUAGGAUAGGCACCAAACGAGUGCUUCAUUGAUUCUUGCGUAAUAAUUUUUUUUGUACGACUUGUUCAAUUAUUCAGCUCUCUCACCCACUUUUAUACACACACACACAUGCACGCAUUCAUACAUAUAUAAAGAGACCAACUACACUUAGCAUACAAGUCACACGCAUUUCUGCCAUAUUGAAUAAUAAACAAAAGGUACUUAAUUUAUAAAAUUAGUAAAUUUUUCCUUAAAAAUGCAGUUUCGAAAUAAAUGAAUAUACAUUGUACACGUUAACAUUUAUAUGUUUGUAAAUACCAUUAUAUCACGAUAAAUAUUAUCAUUGUCGUAAUGAAAAAGGGUACAUAUAAAAAUUAUACAAAAUACGGGAAGUUCGAGUUGGUAUGCGAUUCGUAGUUUUCUUGUUACAUUAUUAAAAAUUAAUUUACAGCAACUAAGACGGUUAGAGUAUUAACAAUAUGAACGAUACAUUCGAAUAAAUUUAUCUUAGUUCUUCGUAAUGACACAAGAGACGAUUAUAUAUAUAUAUUUUCUUACAACUCUAUAAUAGUAAUAGUAAAAUAUUGCUAGAAGCAAUAGAUAUUUCACAAAUUAAAUACACACAAACAAAUGUAAAAAAGGGCGAAACAUGACACAGUAUCUUAUAAAUUAUCUUUGAAAAGUCGUUAGUCUUUCCGUUGAACAUUCGUUAGAUUUAGGACCUUUCGCUGCUCAAA